This is a messenger RNA of Cinara cedri, 828 nucleotides long. The record is from the annotation of a GenBank genome assembly. Lineage: Eukaryota; Metazoa; Arthropoda; Insecta; Hemiptera; Aphididae.
AUGAAUAUUACACCACAAGAAAGAGUUAAAUUUCAAUUGCUGGCUUAUGCAGAUGAUUUGGUGAUCAUAAAGAAAUCACAAGACGGUUUAAGAUCUUUGUCAUAUCAACUGGAAAAUGUAGUACUUAAAGUUGGACUGAAUAUUAAUGAGGACAAAAUGAAGUACAUGGUCGCAGGGAGACGAGACACCAUGAGAAUAUCUCCAACUCCUAAUGUCAAUAACCGAAAUUUCAAAAGAAAAAACAAUUCAAAUUUACUAGGUUCAAUACUUUUAGAGAGAAAUUAAAUCAAAAAAGAGAUAGAGGCAAGAAUUCAGCCAGGAAAUAAAUUCCUUUAUGGUCUUGCAAAAUUACCGGUAUCACAAUCACUUUCGAAAGAUUUGAAAAUAAAAUUGUACAUCACAUCAAUACGAACUAUAAUUACUAUGAAGCUGAGGUAAUAGCCAUUAAGAAAAAGUGAUGAUAGAAAACUCUUAAUUCUGAUAAGAAAAAUACUGUGAAAGAUUUUUGAUCUUGUAAAGGAUAAGCUAAGUGAUGAGUGGAGGAUAAACUAUGAAUUAAGAACACUCUUUCAUAAAACCAAUAUACUGAAAAUGGUAAGAAAGAAGAGAUUAAAAUGGGCGGAGCAUGCUUGGCGUAGCCAAAAUUCACUUUUACGCAUAGUGCUAGAAGAAAAUCUUACUGGCAAAAGAUCGCUAGGAAGAUCAUGUCUGAGAUGGAAAAACGUAGUAAGGAAUGUUGUAGAAGCGUUAGAAAGAAGUUAUACAUUAGCAUGGAGGACACAAGCAUCAGAUAUAGACAAUUGGAGGCAAGGCUGUCUUUCGGGAUAG